UUCUCUUGUGUUAUUGCCUUCACGCUAUUUCGACUAGUUAAUUUGUUCUUUUUAAGCAACUCUGAUCUCCAUUUCCUUACAUAUAUGUAAAUUGGUUACCUUAUAAAUCACUGCAUCAAAUGUGUUUUGAUUUUUAUGCUCACAACCUUCUAAGCUGUGGAGCUUAACAUGCUCAAAUCAUCUCCCUUCCUGUGGAUGAGGAAUGCAUCCUGUUUCAAUUGUUCAUAUGCCACAUCGAAGCUUUGUGGAAGGGGGUGGUGACUCUCUGCUGCAAUCUGAUUGGAUGACUAUUGCUUAGUUGGUAAUCAGGGUGUAGUGUUCUCUGCUUUGGCAGCAACAAGAAACAGCAUUUGCUGUUGUGUCUCCGUGUAGGGGGUUAGGACCUGGGAACUUAGGAGCUUCAUGAAAGAUGAGAUAUUUGUUCAUGAUAGGUGAGAUAUGGUUGCAGAGUUGGAUGUAAAUAAGGAAAGGACGAUAGUUAGGAAUAAUGCACCUGCCAGUUUCUUUGCAUCAAGAAUGGAUGUUUGCCCCUUAGUUCAUAGUAGAUAUCUAAGAUAAAUGAAAAGGCAACACAUGACUUUUCAGGGGGAUGAUGCAAUAGUAGGUAGUGGCGUAGUGCUUGUCCACUUGAGUGCAAGUAUCUGUCUAUUAUAACUUUGAAUUCGCCAAAAUAACCACGAGAAUUUUGGACCAUGAAUGAAAAUUGUGAAGAAAAGCAUAAUUUUUGGGCGGUACAGUGGGCUAGUGAUAAAUUGCAUACUCAUGCUAACUGUUUGGAUUAGCAAAGUUCAAAAUUCUAAUAUUAGUAUCGAGGAUAUUGCAUAAAAUCCUUAUAUAGAUGUAUUAGAAAACCCAGAUUGAGCAAUUAAUUUCAAUUUAGCCUUGAUGUUCUUUAAAGGUUUUGAUGCACUCUUAAUAAUGAUCUGCCAAUUGUUUGAUUUUCUUUUUUGCACGAUAAUUACAUGGUGAUAACUAUGAUAUUGAUUUUAUGUUCAUGUGGAACAGAGUUGAUUGUUAUAACAUUACAAAUUAAAAUUACUUAAUCUUCCACAUUUUGUUGUAGCUAGAAAUAGUGCAUCCUGACCACUGUAUGGAUGUUGAAUCAAUGCAUGCAGUCUCUUUGUAGACACAUCUUCAAAGAAAUCCAGUCUUGAUUGGUACAAACUGAAACAUUUUGCAAAACUAUCCAAUGUAAAAUGUCGAAAUAUUUUAGAAUUUUAUUCAAAUUCUUGUUUAGGUCUAAUGACUCUAACAUGGAGGCUAGAGAUGAUAUGAACCAAUGGAAUUGUGCAAUGGUUAGGCACUUAGGGUUCUUUGGAUCAACGUGUGUUCGCCAAAUCUUUUUUAUGCUACAUGUCUUCUUCUGAUGAAAGAUACAUCCCUCUUACGUUACAUUUACUCUUUUUCAUUUAUCUAAGCUGCAAGUUUAAUUUAAUUAGUUCUCCAUCAAUAUGGUGCAAGGAGCUAGUAGCGUAGAAGGGUGCACAACAUACUGGUGAGGGAAAAAUUGAUGUGGGCCCACAUUAUUUUUGGACAAAUCCAUCCCUUUUGCCUAUCCCUCCCCUUUCCCCACUCUCCGAACUCCUAACCUAGUUUCUUCAUUCUUCGAUAAUCUUCGAAUCCCCCCUCUCCUACGACCGCAGCUACCUGUUAUACCUAGAAAUCCGACCCCUGUUUUUUCUUCCCAAAUCAGAUUUUGCUUCCUGCGGUGCCGGACAGCAUUUUUGGCCUUGGAACACUGACGACCCACCUAAUUCGAAUCACCUUAUUACAUCUUCGAUCGUUGAGAACAUCGGACAUGGAGUUCUUUACGGAAUACGGGGAGGCAAGCCAAUAUCAGAUUCAAGAGGUCGUUGGCAAGGGAAGCUAUGGAGUAGUUGCUGCUGCAGUAGAUACUCACACUGGGGAGAGAGUUGCAAUCAAGAAGAUCAAUGAUGUUUUUGAGCAUGUUUCAGAUGCCAUCCGCAUUCUGCGGGAAAUCAAAGUUCUUCGGCUUCUCCGCCACCCAGACAUUGUUGUGAUCAAGCACAUCAUGCUCCCUCCUACCCGAAGGGAGUUCAGGGAUAUUUAUGUUGUUUUUGAACUCAUGGAGUCAGAUCUACAUCAAGUUAUCGAAGCAAAUCAUGACCUUAGCCCAGAGCAUCACCGUUUUUUCUUGUACCAACUUCUUUGUGCUCUCAAGUACAUACAUUCAGCUAAUGUAUUUCAUCGUGACUUAAAGCCAAAGAACAUACUGGCCAAUUCAGACUGCAAACUGAAGAUUUGUGAUUUUGGACUUGCACGUGUAGCAUUUAAUGAUUCACCUUCAACAAUUUUUUGGACCGAUUAUGUGGCAACAAGGUGGUACCGAGCUCCUGAAUUAUGUGGUUCUUUUUUCUCCAAAUACACCCCUGCAAUUGAUAUUUGGAGUAUAGGGUGCAUUUUUGCUGAAAUUCUCACCGGAAGACCAUUAUUUCCUGGGAGGAAUGUUGUGCACCAGUUAGAUCUAAUAACAGAUCUACUUGGAACUCCAUCAUCUGAAACUUUAUCACGGAUUCGUAAUGAGAAUGCCAGGGGAUAUUUAACUGGCAUGCAGAGGAAACAUCCUAUCCCCUUUUCUCAUAAGUUUCAUAAUGCUGAUCCUCUCGCUUUGCGCCUGCUAGAGCGUUUACUUGCAUUUGAUCCUAAAGAUCGACCUACUGCUGAAGAGGCUUUAGCUGAUCCAUAUUUUAGAGGAAUUUCUAAGUUGAGCCGGGAGCCUUCAAGACUGCCAGUUUCAAAAUUUGAGUUUGAAUUUGAGCGAAGGAAACUGACAAAGGAUGAUGUAAGAGAAAUGAUAUAUCGAGAGAUAUUAGAGUACCAUCCCCAAAUGCUUCAGGAGUACAUCAGAGGUGGAGAACAAAUUAGCUUCCUCUAUCCAAGUGGGGUUGAUCGUUUCAAACGGCAGUUUGCUCAUCUUGAGGAGAACUACAGCAGAGGAGAAAGAAGUACCCCCUUGCGGAGACAGCAUGCGUCUUUGCCAAGGGAAAGAGUAUGCUCAUCAGUAGAUAGCAAUAAUCAAGACUCUGACAAUGAAGAGAGGAGAGCGAUAUCUUCUAUUGCCCGAACUAUGAUAAGUCCCCCAAGAUCACAAGAAAAGGGCAAGAAUCGUGCAUCUGCUUAUCCAAAUGGCAUAAUCAAUCUAAACUCCAAUCCUAAGAUCUAUUUAAAGAGUGCUAGUAUCAGUGCUUCAACGUGCAUCAUUAGAGGGAAUAAAGGCCCGAAGGAGAAUGGUAUCUCUGAGGACAUGGAAGAGGUUGUCUAUGAGUUGUCAGAUAAUGUGACCAGGAUGCUCUCCUAGGGCAUCAGUAACCAGCGUUCAGCCGGCCAUGAUCUUGAUGCAAUUCCAAAUUCCAAUAACUGUUUAUACCAUCAGUAUCAUGGAUCCUUGCCUAUAUCUAUGAGCUGAUACUCUAGGCUCUUAGCUUAUAUCACCUAUUGAUCAUCUUCCAAAAGCAUCAAGCUUGGAGAAAUGAGUUGUCUUUGUCAAUUCGAGGCCAAAUUUGGCAACUCGGCUUGUUGUACAUGCAUUUUCCUCAUAGCCUGGCAGUGUGUGAUGACUCUAUCUGCCAUAUGAACAAUCUGGCACUUUUUUACCUUAGUACCAUAUUACCGUUUCAGAACAAAAUCAACAGAUCUCAAUGGUAAUUGGUAAAUUAUGUCAAUGCAUGCCAUAUUAUCCCAGAA
Molecule: messenger RNA, 3705 nt
Organism: Oryza sativa Japonica Group (Japanese rice)
Lineage: Eukaryota; Viridiplantae; Streptophyta; Magnoliopsida; Poales; Poaceae
Product: mitogen-activated protein kinase 13-like
Biological process (GO): protein phosphorylation; intracellular signal transduction
Cellular component (GO): nucleus; cytoplasm
Molecular function (GO): MAP kinase activity; ATP binding
Source: RefSeq, a predicted model, not a curated record